Messenger RNA from Ostrea edulis (European flat oyster), 1618 nucleotides. Its product is annotated as tetraspanin-9-like. NCBI's taxonomy places the organism in Eukaryota, Metazoa, Mollusca, Bivalvia, Ostreida, Ostreidae. The record is from RefSeq and is a predicted model, not a curated record. Gene Ontology annotation, cellular component: membrane. The transcript is spliced from 8 exons. Bases 392 to 1249 code for a protein of 285 amino acids.
AUCUUUUAAAGUCUGCGGAUCGAAUAACAUGAUUAUGCCGAAUUGUUAUAUCAUUAUAACAUUUUACAUAUAUUUUAAAUAGAAAUGUUGACCUAGUGCGAUGUACUUGUUAUGUUAAAGGUGGAAUGCGAAUUGAUUUCUUGAAAGAAAGUGUUAUUAUCGUUACAAGAGUAGUUUCGCUUUAACGGGUCCUCGGCUCACAUUGGGGGAUUUAAACUUAUCGUACUGGAACUUGUUUACCCCUGUUUAUAAAGAAAAAUAAGUUCCCAUUUCGAGAAUUCCUCUGGAUUCUGUGAUCGUUACCCAAGUGUUUUUGAAUUUUAUGGACAAGUGGUAGAUUUGAAUAGCAGCCAGAAGAAAAUCGAAAACAGACAGUAAAGGAGGCGUCACCAUGGUUUGCUGUGAUGAGAGAUGGGGUCCAAUAUUCUUGAAAGUUAUCAACGUCCUCUUUAUCAUUUUCUCACUGGCCCUCAUUAUUCCUGGAAUCAUGGUACUGGCAAAUGUGGACCUCAUCAACGAUAACAUCCUACCCCUGAUGCAGCAGCUGACUUACGGGGGAUUUAAUCUGGGGGACGUGGCUACAAGUCUGUCUGUAUCCCUCAUAGUGGUGGGCACUAUCGUCCUCAUCAUAGCUAGCCUGGGAGCCAUAGGCGCCUUCUGCAACCGGCCCGCCUGUCUGGAUAUUUAUGCAGGCGUUGUUUUGAUACUGUUUAUUGCCAAGCUGUUCGCUGUAUUUCUGUGGUUCGAUAUGAACGAUAAACUUCAGUCCUUUAUCAAAACCCAGCUGCUGACAGUGAUACAGUCCAACUAUGCCGCAGACGAUCUGUCAACCAACCAAAUCUCUACAGCUUUCAACUACUUGUUCAUGUCGAUGUCGUGUUGUGCUGUGAAUGCUUUGAAUGGGACUGUCAACGACUUUGACAAUACUCCUUGGAUAACCACUGGUACAGCAGGAAGUAAACAAAUUCCGACCUUCUGUUGUCUGGGGGUCACCCCAGAUUCCUACGCCACGUACAACGACACUUCCUGCACCGACACAGUUACAGCAAACUACCAAACAACGGGCUGUUAUGACGCAGUGUACAACUUACUCAACAGCUAUUCAAUAGCAUUCAUAGUCAUUGGGAUCCUUAUCUUAGUCAUAGAGGCUUUGGCCGUGGUGACAGCGACUAACUACAUGCAUUACAAGACUAAACAAGAAGAAAAACAGAGGAGAAAGGAGAGGAAGCAGAACAAAGCAAAUGCAUGAAUGUGCCAUAGGAUGGUCGUCCGCAGACGAUGCCAUGCGCAGAGAUUCCUAUUGUUUAUGGGGUGACUUUUGACUGCAAUAUCGAUGUGUUAAUUAUCGGUGCUUUGUUGGCAUUAUAUAAUAUGCAUGCAUUUACGUUCUAAAGAAAAUCCUGCUUUGUGAUUGUAUGUUUUACUGCGGAAUGACAAACCUGGUGAUUUUUCUGUACUAAUUUCUCAAACAUCUAUAGAAACAUAUGUAAUGACCCCAAAUCAUUUGUCUUUCAAUUUUAAUUUUUCUAAAGAAAAAAUUUCAGUUGCAUACUGUAGAACUCAUAUUGUCUUUCGAUAAAUUCCUGUUUACAAUGCCUGAAUUAAAAUACAACAAAAA